UGUCAUGGUUUCCAAUGAUAAUUCAUAAUAAAAUGAAAAUUUAUAUGCAAGAAGAAAUCAAGUGAAACCUAAUCAACUUAAUUCCUUAUAAUAAGUGUUAAUCACCAAAUAAUUUAAUGAUUAAAAAAUGAUUAACUCCAAUUGAAUGACUAUCAAAUCAAAAUCAAUGGUAAUUAAAUUGAACCGCCAACUAUUGUUGACCAUGUAAAGAGGUAAAAAUAUCAAUCAUGAUGAUCAGCUCAUUCAAUUAAACCUAAUUGUAUUGUAUUGUGUCAAUUUGAAAUAAGUUAAUCAGUGUUAAAUCAACAAUUUAAAUGUCAACAUAGUAAAUAAUCAACGAUUUUUUUGAUUGGACAAAAUUUUGAAAACUUUUCUUUUCCCUCCAAGUGGAUUUUGAUUGAAUUAACCUAAUGAUGACCAAUAACAUUCACGACGAUGACCAGAGUUCAUAUUCGAGACCAUUACCACCCACGCCAAAGUCAUCAUCCUCUUUUCAUCUUAUAUCUCGACUCAAAGUCAUCCCUGGAAUCGGAAUUUUAUUUGGAACUUUUUCCGGAAUUCUAUUCGCCUUUAGCACUGCAAUGGUUAAAUUUCUUCCAAAUAUCAAUCCAUUCGAGAUACUUUGCUUCAGGUCGAUUGUCCAGAUUUUCAUCUACCUGUUAAUCAUUGUACUUAAACGUGACAAUAUCUUGGGGGUGGCUGGCGAAAGAUGCUGGAUGAGUGCUGUGAAUUUGGUUGGUUUCCUUUUCCUGGGAUUGGCUUAUGUGGCGAUCCGACUCAUUUCGCUUGGCGAUUCAUCGGCGAUUAUUUUUUCCUCUUCUGUUUAUGCUUCCAUUUUUGCUCGAUUCAUCCUUGCCGAACCUUGUAGCCCAAUAAACGUGAUCUGUAUCGCACUGGUCAUCUCUGGAGUCCUUCUCAUCUCACGUCCAAGUUUCCUUUUCGGUGCAACAGUUUACUCUUAUUCAACAUUUGACCGAACCCUUGGAUUAACCUUAUCACUUGUCGCUUCCCUUUCAGCUGCUCUUACUUAUGUUAUGAUGAGGAAGUUAAGGAAAACUGCAACUUCCGUUACAAUGUUUUGGUUCUCAUUUACCGAUUGGUCACUUUCCCUAAUUGUGGUUCUUAUACAAGGACAGUUAACACUUCCUGCCACAGCUCAUGAAUGGAUUUUACUCAUUUCCAAUGGUGUCAUUGGAACUGGUGGAUUAAUCCUUCUUGGAUUAGCAUUAAAACUAGAAGACGCUGGACCAGUUUCAUUGGCUCGAACCAUUGACAUUGUGGUUGCUUUUAUCAUUCAGAUAACAAUCUUAAACGACCCAGCACUUUGGACAAGUAUCGUUGGGUCAGUUAUCAUUGUCGGUGGAGUUGGUAUUUCAGCCAUGAGACACUUUAUCAUGGAAAAAAUAAACGCCAUGAGAAAAGCCUCUUCUCUUAAAAGAUCAAACCAAAGUAUCACCAACACAACAGGACCCCAACUACAGCCCUCACCACCCCUAACAGUGACCUCACAAUCACCUAAGAAACGUCAACUAGUACCAACAAUCAGCAUAACUCAACACUGAACUGAAUAAUAAUAAACCGAAUCCAUAAUCAUAAUAAUUCAACCAGGGAGUUAAUUCCUUGUGUACUUUGUUUUAUACUUAAAUUUAUGCCUCAUAUUUGAUACGAUAACUGGUUACAAAAUGAUUUGCUUGAUAAGCACAAAAAUAGUCAAGCAAGAAUUGUAACUCUAACCAUCAGUUAACCCACUCCCUAAAUCCCACUCUCAAUUUGUAACCUUCACCCUAAUAUUUAUUACAUGAAAAGUUUUCCUGAAUAAAAGUUAAUCCAAAAAAAAAA
Panonychus citri (citrus red mite) is the source of this 1839-nucleotide messenger RNA. Its product is annotated as solute carrier family 35 member G1-like. Bases 411 to 1562 code for a protein of 383 amino acids. Gene Ontology annotation, cellular component: membrane. NCBI's taxonomy places the organism in Eukaryota, Metazoa, Arthropoda, Arachnida, Trombidiformes, Tetranychidae. The transcript is spliced from 2 exons. The record is from RefSeq and is a predicted model, not a curated record.